Cyclocybe aegerita is the source of this 852-nucleotide messenger RNA. Lineage: Eukaryota; Fungi; Basidiomycota; Agaricomycetes; Agaricales; Hemipholiotaceae. The record is from the annotation of a GenBank genome assembly.
AUGGAUUCCAAGGUCAUCGGUACGCGCGUCAACCACAACGGACACUACGGGACCGUGCGCUUCGUGGGCCCCGUCGACGGGACAGCGGGCAUCUGGCUCGGCGUCGAGUGGGACGACCCAGCCCGCGGGAAGCACAGCGGCUCCAAGGACGGCAAGCAGUACUUCACCUGCCGCUCGCCGUCUGCAGGAUCUUUCAUCCGACCCACCGCGCACCUCAUCUACGGCGUCUCCUUCCUCGAGGCCCUCAAGGCAAAGUACAUCGAGACGCUCCAUGGAUCCGACACCCAGGAAAAGGUCGUUCUCGGAUCUUCGCAAGGCGCGAUUCAGGUCGAGGCGGUGUCGCUCGAUAAGAUCAGGGAGAAGUUCGCGCGUUUGGACUACCUGAAGGAGGUCAGUCUCGAUCAUGCUGAUGUCGUCCGCGGGGACGCCCCAGGCAGCAUCAUGCAGACCUGCCCCAACAUACGCGGGCUUGAUCUCUCUCAGAAUCUUCUGCCCGACUGGGAAACCGUCGCUAGCAUCACUCGUGAACUACCUCUGCUCCAACGUCUGUCCCUAAAUCGCAACCGUCUAGCACUCCCUGCGAACUACGAUGCCUUGACAGGCGCGUUCCAGAAACUGGUGGAGAUCCAGCUGAACGAGACCUUAAUCAGUUGGCCCGAAAUGCAAGCUAUCACCGCCUCGAUGCUAGUCCUGCAGGUCGUCGAAUUGGGCUACAACCGUCUCAGCCGACUUUCAGACGAUACUUCUCCUCGGACGCCUCCCAACUCCGCAGUCGAGGUUCUUAAUCUCGAUAGCAACUUGCUUUCGGACUGGUCCCACAUAUGUGGCUCGCUAAAAGAAUACAAUUCGUAG